GGUACUUUUCAGACAAGAGCUCUGUUCUGUUCUCGCUCCCUGUCGUUUCUAUAUUUUAUUCCUCGCCGAAAAGCCAGCAUUAGGGUUUCGAUCAUGGUGACGGAGUACUUGCGCCCUCCGAAGAAGCGCAGGUUGGACAUAGCCUCGGGAGAAUCGAGAUCCUCAGCGACACGUCCAAAUCUCCAGUCUUUCAACUCGCGCGAUGAUGAGUGCAUCCGACAGUACAUCUCGUACUAUUACCAGUUUCAAAAGAGCGAGGGUUUCGAGAUAGGUUGGGAUAAACUGGACUACCUGUUCGACACGAUGCCUAUGAUUGAUCCAUAUCGUGCCAGUGAAUAUAAGACCAACGAUGAAAUAAUCCGUGAAGGGACCUGUCUUGCCAUUGCCCGACACAAUUCCGACAAGGGAACUAGGCUUGUUUUCCUCGAUCACGUUUCAGCAAGUUACAGGUGCUGUGCUGGUGUGCUUUACUAUGUUACAUUCUGGGCCAUGGAUUUGGCUUCAUCCAGUCCCGUGCCAAAACUUUAUCAAUCAAACUUUCGCCGGUGUGGACCCACAUUUUGUGAGGUUUAUCUCUUCAGGCUUAAACCAACGGACCAAGAGAUUGCUGCUGUUCAGGUGGAUCCUCCUCCUCCAUUGAAUGAAGAUAUCCCAGAACGACCCACUGUAUUGUUCACUGUAACGGGUCCAGGGUCUGGGUUCAUACCCAACGUUGUCUUCACUAGGAUUCCUGCUCAAGUGUCUGUCUCGUUGCCAGAAUCAUCCUCACCAUCCCUUCUUGUUACCUAACUACGCAAGUUUGUUCCAUUCCAAGGAGAAACCUCAUCCCCAUAAUCAUCAUCACAAAGAAACUCAUGGAAGGAGUGAUGAUAUCGAUGAGAACACGAAUGUAGAUGAAGUGAAGGCUCCCAAUGUUUUCGAGAGAGCCAAGGAAGAGAUCGAGGCCGUCAUCGGCACCAUCCAUCCCAAGAAGAAUGAGACUGACGGUUCCGAUUCUCCUAAGCGUUCUCGGUCUGUCUCACCAGUCACCGGAGAAGGAGAGAGCUGGAUUCGGAUGCUCUCUUGGAAAGGGGUUGGAAAAGAUUUGUGCUCCUUGGGGGAAUAAUAAAGAAGAUUGAGUUAUUCAUUAUGAUUGAUGAUCAUGAACUUGUUUGCUAAUUGUUGUGAUCUAAUUUGGUUGAGUUUCAAUGAGUUUGUUGAUUUAUAGGUACUCAAUUGUUACCUUAACAGAUUAAAACUUGUUAUUCAUA
This is a messenger RNA of Raphanus sativus (radish), 1250 nucleotides long. RefSeq lists its product as uncharacterized. Bases 94 to 789 code for a protein of 231 amino acids. NCBI's taxonomy places the organism in Eukaryota, Viridiplantae, Streptophyta, Magnoliopsida, Brassicales, Brassicaceae. The record is from RefSeq and is a predicted model, not a curated record. The transcript is spliced from 5 exons.